UGCAUGGCUAUGAUUCUAUGAACAAUCACUGCUGAUGCAGCUGAUGAGAACUGACGAACAAGUCAUGAGCCAGGCCCCAUUCCCCUGCCCUUCCCAUUAAAUUCCAUUUAUUUCAACAACUUUCUCGCGCGCAAGAUAAAAAACACGCACGAAAACACAGACAAGACACUUGAUCGUUCUCCUUCUGCAAUCACAACAAUGAGCUGGUGGUGGUCUGGUGCAAUUGGCGCUGCAAAGAAAAAAUCUGACAACAGAGAUUCACCACCGCGGUACCAGAGUGUGGCUCUAAUCAUCGGCGUGACUGGCAUCAUCGGCAACAGCCUGACCGAGAUCCUGCCACACUCUGACACCCCUGGUGGACCAUGGAAGGUCUACGGCGUAGCCCGCCGCCCCCGCCCCGCUUGGUCCGACGACUACCCCAUCGAGUACAUCCAGUGUGACAUCUUGGACGCCCAAGAAGCCCAGACGAAGCUAUCCAAACUCACGGACGUCACGCACAUUUUCUACGUGGCUUGGGCUAACAUGCAAGACGAAGCCGACAACUGUAAGGUGAAUGCUGACAUGUUGCGCAACGUUCUCAAUACUAUCAUCCCAAAGGCGCCAAAUUUGCAGCAUAUUUGCUUGCAAACCGGUCGGAAACACUAUGUCGUCGCGCCAGAGUUGUUUGAAAUAGUUAAGCCCCAUGAACCUCCAUUCCAUGAGGAUCUUCCAAGAUUGAAUGUACCCCAUUUUUACUAUUCGCUGGAAGAUGUUUUGUUUGAGCAGGUGGCGAAGGAGGAGCGUUUGACCUGGUCAGUGCAUAGGCCAGGAGUGAUAUUUGGGUUUUCGCCGCAUAGUUUGACGAACAUUGUUGGGAGUUUAUGCGUAUAUGCAGCGAUAUGCAAGCAUGAGGGCGAGCAAUUGAGGUUUCCGGGUAGUCUUGCGGCGUGGGAGGGGUAUUGGGAUGCUUCUGAUGCAGAUAUGGUAGCUGAACAUCAGAUAUGGGCAGCCGUGGAUUCUAAUGCGAAGAAUGAGUCGUUUAAUUGUAGCAAUGGAGAUUUGUUCAAGUGGAAGCACUUCUGGAAUGUUUUGGCCGAACGGUUUGGAGUGGAGUGUGGAAAAUUUGACGAGAACUCCAAUUUGAGCUUGCAGGAGAUGAUGAAGAAUAAGGGUCCCGUAUGGGAGGAGAUAGUGAGAGAAAAGGGUUUGGUGCCAACAAAAUUGGAACAAGUCGGGACUUGGUGGUUUGUGGAUGAGGUUCUUGCGGCUGAGUCGUUUUUGGACAGCAUGAACAAGAGCAAAGAGUAUGGUUUUGUGGGGUUCAGGAACUCAAAAACUUCAUUCAAUUAUUGGAUUGAUAAGAUGAGAGCUCACAGAAUUGUUCCUUAGACGACGAGGACUACGGAUUUGUUCUUUGUUAAUUAGAAUUUUUAACUUGUUGCUUCUUUUUUCAAUUAUGAAUGAAGGAUAGGUGAAUAAAAAGCUCCAGCUUUGUAAAAACACUUGUAUUCUUUUCUUCUUACUUCGUUUUUUGUUUGGUUGUUCGUAAUCUUCAACUCUGUUGUAAAUGUAAUUCUUGUUUUUAAAUAAAGCCUCGUUCACUUUC
Juglans microcarpa x Juglans regia is the source of this 1585-nucleotide messenger RNA. Its product is annotated as (S)-8-oxocitronellyl enol synthase ISY1-like. NCBI's taxonomy places the organism in Eukaryota, Viridiplantae, Streptophyta, Magnoliopsida, Fagales, Juglandaceae. The record is from RefSeq and is a predicted model, not a curated record. Bases 199 to 1368 code for a protein of 389 amino acids. The transcript is spliced from 2 exons.